AGGGCGGAUUCCGCAGAUUUGGUCUCGACCGGUCUGUGCACUAAGCGGCUCUCCGGUGACUCCCAGACCCGAGUCUUGAUACCCUUGGGAGAGCUUUUAGUCUGGUGGGUCCCGGGUGUGUGCGACCAUCUAGCCUGCAGCCCGGGUUCUCCGCGCUCGCGUCCUCCGCAGCCAGCCUGGAGAGGCGCGUCCCAGCCCUGCGGGGAUGGAACGGACGGAGCUGCUGAAGCCGCGGACCCUGGCCGACCUCAUCCGUAUCCUGCACGAGCUCUUCGCGGGCGACGAGGUCAACGUGGAGGAGGUGCAGGCUGUGUUGGAAGCCUACGAGAGCAAUCCCGCCGAGUGGGCUUUGUACGCCAAAUUCGACCAGUACAGGUAUACUCGAAAUCUCGUGGAUCAAGGAAAUGGGAAGUUUAACCUGAUGAUUCUGUGCUGGGGUGAAGGGCAUGGCAGCAGUAUUCACGAUCACACGGACUCCCACUGCUUCUUGAAGAUGCUGCAAGGAAAUCUAAAGGAGACAUUGUUUGACUGGCCUGACAAAAAAUCCAAUGAGAUGAUCAAGAAGUCUGAAAGGACCUUGAGGGAAAACCAGUGUGCCUACAUUAAUGACUCCAUUGGAUUACACCGAGUGGAGAACAUCAGCCACACAGAGCCUGCCGUGAGCCUUCACUUGUACAGCCCACCUUUUGACACAUGCCAUGCUUUUGAUCAGAGGACAGGGCAUAAAAACAAAGUCACCAUGACAUUCCACAGCAAAUUCGGAAUCAGGACUCCAUUUCCAAUGUCAGGUUCACUGGAGAACAACUAAGGCAUACCAAGUCCUUCGAAGUUUUGCUUCUGAAUGUUUGCUUGGACAGAGAGCCCUCCCCCCACCAUUUUCUGUUCAGUUACACAGUUAAAUAAAUGCAUGCUAAGUUCUACUGCAAAGUGGGUGUGCUAAGGAAGCCAGCAAUGCCCUGAGCUGUGCAGGAGAAAAUCCUCACUGAAGAAAAAACCAAUUGGUUUUUAGUGGCCAGAUCACAUUGCUCUGUGUUCCUCUGUCCUUUCAUGGAAACUCUACUGGUGAGUUUCAGUGGGGAUGUUUUUCCGCUAUAGGAAACACCUUGGUCUCUGAUAAUCAAUAAGUGAAAGUGAGAAACCACAAACUAUCAAAUGUUUUCAUACCUGGAAGACUAAAUGUAGCAACCUUUAAUAUACUUUGUAUGUUCUUAAUAUUUGACAAGAAAUGUUUAAAUCUGGGUUUUUUUUUUUUUUUUUCAACCCUAGUUGACAAAUUCCUGUGCUGUGGAGAACAGGGACACGGAUAGCGGUUUGUUGCUUGGUAGUGAGGGGCAGAGGGGUUAGAAAUACACAUGUACCCAGGCCUCCUGCAAACAAAAAUGCAAACCCAGGUGUAGUGUGUCCACCCACCUUGAACUGCCUUCAUAAUGGCCAAACAGCUUUAAUAAAACCGGAUUUGAGAAGUAAA
Molecule: messenger RNA, 1468 nt
Organism: Psammomys obesus (fat sand rat)
Lineage: Eukaryota; Metazoa; Chordata; Mammalia; Rodentia; Muridae
Gene: Cdo1
Product: cysteine dioxygenase type 1
Exons: 5
Coding region: 206-808 (200 amino acids)
Biological process (GO): L-cysteine catabolic process
Molecular function (GO): cysteine dioxygenase activity; ferrous iron binding
Source: RefSeq, a predicted model, not a curated record